Messenger RNA from Ostreobium quekettii, 1233 nucleotides. The record is from the annotation of a GenBank genome assembly. Lineage: Eukaryota; Viridiplantae; Chlorophyta; Ulvophyceae; Bryopsidales; Ostreobiaceae.
AUGGCGUGCGGCGAGGGCCGCAUGGCGCCGGGCGCGACGGAGGCGCGGGAGGGCGCGUCGGGACGGCUGGAUCCCAGCGCGCUCCGCGUGCUGGUGGUGGACAGCAACCCGGCGUCGCGGCGAGAAAUAACGACCAUGCUGCAGGAGUGCUCGUACCAGGUCACGAGCAAGAAAAACACGAAGGAGGUGAUUGAGGCGCUGGACGUGCUGCGGAAGAGUGAGCGGUCGCUGCCGUUCGACAUGGUGCUCAAGGAGCACGAGCCGCCCAGCUCAAACGCCUGCCGGCUUUUGCGGGAGUUCGCGCGAGACGAAGGCAUGAAGGCGACCCCCGUCGUCGUGUUCUCGAGGCAGGACGACAGGGAGCGCGUGAUCGAAUGCCUGCGCCUGGGCGCGUCGGACUACCUGGUCAAGCCGCUGCGCCAGAAUGAGCUGAGGCACCUGUGGACGCGCGUCUGGCGGCAGGUGACGCCCGCCACGGCGGUGGCUGACGCGCUGCUGGCGCCUCGCACCUCGUCGCAGGAGAGCGAGGGCACGAAAUGCGACGACGACGACGACGAGCCGGCCUCCAACGAGGGCAGCGCGCCGGGGCAGGAGGGUUGCGGCAGCAAGGAGGGCAACGGGAACAGCGGGGACAAGGACGGCUCCGGCAACCGGUACCAGAGCACGGGCGUGGUGAGCGCCAACAGUCCCGUGGGUGCGCACAAGAGGCAGGACGGCAGCGACAAGAACGGCAAUGGUAACGGCGGCAGCAAUGGCAACGGCGCGUCCACGACGCUCAAGCCCGACCGGCAGGGCGCGCUGCAGGGGACGGCGGAGGGCGGCAAGCCGGCGCCGGGCGGCGCGGGGCAGGCGGAGGGACAGGGGGACCACAGGGAGGAGGACAGCUUGGACAGGAAGGCCAUCGCCAGGCCCACCGCCGUGCGGUAUGCCCCCGACGCCGAGCAGUUGGUGGGGGUGAAGCGAACAGCUUCAGAGAUGGCGGGCUGCGACGCGCCGGGGUCACUGUCUGCCGCUGCGGCAGCAAGGGUAAGCCAGCAGCAGGACACGGACAGGGGGAAGCAGGGGCAGAGGCCGCCUCCACAGCUGUCCGUGCCGUGGGCAGUGGGCGGUGGGAGCACCGACUGCCUGCCAGUGGGGGCACCCAUCGUGCCCCAGCCAGACAACCCCCCGGCACCACCUUGGGCAGGCGCAGCCAUGAUGCAGUACCUAAUGGGGCCUUUUGGGCCAGCGCAG